This is a messenger RNA of Dermacentor andersoni, 1704 nucleotides long. RefSeq names its product endothelin-converting enzyme-like 1. Gene Ontology annotation, biological process: protein processing. The record is from RefSeq and is a predicted model, not a curated record. Gene Ontology annotation, molecular function: metalloendopeptidase activity. Gene Ontology annotation, cellular component: plasma membrane. NCBI's taxonomy places the organism in Eukaryota, Metazoa, Arthropoda, Arachnida, Ixodida, Ixodidae.
AUGGGUGACGCCUUUGCACGUGAGGUAAUCAAGCUGGAGGAAGGUGGCCACCCGGGUAGCUUAGUAUCGGGCAGCUUUGUACUUGCCGGCGCAGACAUCACAUGCCUCUUUGUUUUCAUCGGCAGGAAUCGCAUAGAGGAUCAGCUCGACAAAGAUGUCAACCCUUGCGACGACUUCGGUGCUUAUGUGUGUGGACGCUGGAGGCCCCGCGAGGGGUUCCUGCUGUCACGCUCGCAGCUUUCUGAUAUGUUCCUGUCGUGGCUGUACAAACUUCCGGUGACACUGAAGAAAGGUGUUAUUCACUUCCCCGUGGGCAAGAAAGUCACUGCCAUGUUCAACAGCUGCAUACGGCAAACGGGAUCACACGUUCCCAUCAUGAAAGACUUCAUGCACGCACACGGCAUUUUUUGGCCCGAGGAACCAGACAAACCAGUCGUUCCGGCGAAGACCCUCUUCGACCUUUCUUUUAACUGGAACGUGCAUCUCUGGUUCAGCGUGAAAAUUCUUCCCACCAUUCCAAAUAAAACGCCAAGACGUAUCUUCUUUAUGCCGAACGAGCUUAUGCUGCUUUGGAAAGCUACAAUUAAUCAGAUACCGGAGGCGCACUUCCAUAAUGUCUACGAAGGUCUUUACAAGAUAUUUUCCCAGAAGGCGAACGGCACUCCCGAAGUCGAGAAAAUUUCACAGACAUACAAAACGCUUGCAGACGUCUUUGACACCUUGGUACCGUCGUGCCCUUGCAAAGCACGCAUUCCGAAACUGUUCGCCUUGAGAGACAUUGACUCCAUUUCUCCGUUUCCCCUUGGCAAUCACAUGGUGAACAUGCUGAAUGCUGUGAUGGGAAUCGAUCCGCCAGUCACAAUGGAUGACCUAGUUCUUGUGAGCGACCUGUCUCACUUUACAAAUACAUUAAGCCUAAUCAAGAAAGUCGACGACAAGGCUCUGCUGCGCCACCUGUCGUGGCUGUUUGUGCAGGUUUAUGCCCCAGUGACCUAUCCCACGGCCGUUCUGCUCGUCUUCCACGGCAGUGAGCAUCGUGCGAAACAAGAGCGGCCCCGUUUCUGCGCUGGUCAGGUUGAGCCGAGCUACAAGCUCCUUGUCGCCGCUAUGGCCACCGUAGUCCACUUCUCAAAAAACGAGCGGCGGCACAUCGACGAGCACCUGGACGGUAUCGUGCAGGUUGCCGUGGAGAAAACGGGGGGUUCGUGGCUCCCCAACGCGACCAAAGAAGUUGCCGUAGAAAAGCUGAAGAAUGUCCACACCGUCGUGUGGCCUUCCGACAGAUUUCUCACCCCGGAGGCACUCGAGGAAGUGUACGAAAACUUCACUAACCAUGCCCCAUCGUUUACAAAAUUCUGGAUCGAGACGCGUCGCAGCCAACGCCUGCUGUUCAGCUCCGAGGCGGCCGCAGAGGAACUGCUCCUGGGUGACAACACGCAGCUGCCGUACGUGGAUUACGUACACCAACUCAACCGUCUGUCCCUUUCCCUCGGAGCACUGGCACCGCCUCUCUACUAUGCGGAGGGCACCAAGGCCAUGUUGUACGGCGGCGUCUUGUAUCUGUACGCUAGGGCGCUCUUGAGUGCCAUUGACGAUGUGGGAAUUAAGUCAACUCCUCACGAUAGCCUGACGGUCGUGAUAAUCCAUGUGGAGCGUUCCUCGGACUACCGUCAACGCGAGGGAAAGAGAACUGAAGCGGUGUAA